AUGACAAGUGCCUUCCUGGUUCCAUCUCUUACUUGGUUAUCUUGUACCAACGAUUACAUUGAUGAAAUUCAUAAUAUAUUCUGUCAACAUUGGCUAAAUUUAGAUAAGGAACGAGAAAUAGCGAUCGAUAGUAUAGAUAAAUGGUGCCUUGGAUGGGAAAAACGCAUUAAAAAAUAUGCCAACGAACAAAAAGUUCUUCUUAAUAAUAAUUAUGAUCGCCUACGAUAUGUUUUUGACAAAAAACAUAAAGAAAAUGUUGAAACAGCCAAUGCUUAUCAUAAUACACAACAACUAGAACUGUUUAACGAAUUACGUCAUGCAUGUCAAGAAUUAGAGUUUCAAGCAGUCAGACUUGAGUAUUGUAAAAAGGAAAUGGAAUAUCCGAAAGUGAUCGACAUAGAAGAACGAGAGGAAAGAACACAAUUAGAACAAGUGGAUACGGAUACAUUGGAAAAUGCCAGACGUCGAAGACGACGUUGUAAAGAAAAUGAUAAAACAGAAAACACCAGCAGUACUAGUGUAAGCUCAUCACCUAACUCAAUAACCUCGUCUUCAAAACAAACAAACAAUCAACAAACAUCAGAUACACAAUCUAAGAGGAAAGAUGAUCAGUUGACAGAUACUAAGAAUACUUCCAAAAAACAAGGCAAGAAUGACAAUGAUUCAAAUGAUAAAUGUCCUAUAUGUUUUAUGAUAUUUCCAUCAAACUUGACACGUUCCGAUCGAAAUCGACACGUCAAUGAGCAUAUUAUAGAUGAUCACAAUGAUUGA
Molecule: messenger RNA, 771 nt
Organism: Rotaria sp. Silwood2
Lineage: Eukaryota; Metazoa; Rotifera; Eurotatoria; Philodinida; Philodinidae
Source: the annotation of a GenBank genome assembly